GCGUCGUUUCCAUGACCCCCACUCUGUCAUGCCCUAACCUAAUCUGACGUGAUCACCUCAACCCAGCCCCAGCCCUCAACGUCUCUCUUCUCUUGUCUCUUUCUCGUCACUCUCUCCCUCAAGCUCAAGCUCUGUUACAGUCUUACCUCUCGUCUCCGGUCUCUCACUUCUCUCUCGGUCUCGCACUCAGUCGCCGCCUUCCCUGCGCUCGCUUCGCACUCAAGCAUUCGGGUGGUGGUGGUCGUCGUCUUCUUGCUUCGCCGUCAGUUCAGUCGAUCAGCUUCCUUCACCGUCGGUCCCUGUGCAGGGUUUUGCUGAAAAUGAAUUCGCUGGGUGUUAGACUUGCGAAGCAUCUUCGUAUCUCUUCUCUGAGCUCCUCUUCCCAUGCAGUUGGAAUGACGAGGACGGGAACACAGUGGUACUCAACAUUGUUAACUGAAAGUGACAAUGAUGAGGGCUUAAAUGAUAGGGUUAAUGAUGAUCGAAAGAACGAAGAACUGGAUGAUGAAUUUGAUGAUUUUCUUGGUAGCAAGCCCGAUCUAGAACUGCAGGGUGUGGAUCCAAAGAGGGGUUGGGGAUUUCGGGGAGUGCACAAGGCAAUAAUAUGUGGAAAAGUUGGCCAAGUCCCUGUACAAAAGAUAUUGAGGAAUGGGAAGAAUGUAACGAUCUUUACGGUUGGGACUGGGGGAAUGUCUGACCAGAGAAUCACGAGAGAAGUGGAUAUGCCAAGACCUGCUCAAUGGCAUCGCAUUGCUGUGCAUAAUCACAUCCUUGGGGCCUAUGCAGUACAACAACUUUCUAAAAACUCUUCAGUUUAUGUUGAGGGUGACAUUGAGACUAGAGUUUAUAAUGAUAGCAUCAAUGGUGAAGUCAAAAGCAUUCCUGAGAUAUGUGUACGUCGUGAUGGGAAACUUCGUCUCAUAAAGGGAGGAGAGAGCAUUGAUACAAAUUCAUUGGAUGAAUUGCGAGAAGGGUUGUUUUAGCAGAAACCUGGAAAGUGGAAAGAUUUUGGUGAAAAUGUUAUUUAUGGAAUGGAAAGCACGUGCUUUGUAAGAAUCACAUCUCUGUAGUGAGUAGCAGCAUUUUUAAUGAACAAUAUAAAGAAUGCUUAGCCUUGUUCAUUAUUAUUUUAUCUUUCAGCGUUCUGGAUUUCAGUUUCCCAUAUUCUUUUAAUAUAUGGGAAAGUGCAGAAGAACAGUUUUUUCCCCCUAUAACAAAUCAUGUAAACAUGAAUAUGAAUGAUACUAAUCAAGUAAGACUUAACGUCUA
Molecule: messenger RNA, 1269 nt
Organism: Arachis duranensis
Lineage: Eukaryota; Viridiplantae; Streptophyta; Magnoliopsida; Fabales; Fabaceae
Product: single-stranded DNA-binding protein, mitochondrial
Exons: 7
Coding region: 321-983 (220 amino acids)
Biological process (GO): mitochondrial DNA replication; positive regulation of helicase activity
Cellular component (GO): mitochondrial nucleoid
Molecular function (GO): single-stranded DNA binding
Source: RefSeq, a predicted model, not a curated record